This is a messenger RNA of Aspergillus affinis, 372 nucleotides long. Its product is annotated as histone H3 family protein. Bases 1 to 372 code for a protein of 123 amino acids. The record is from RefSeq and is a predicted model, not a curated record. Gene Ontology annotation, molecular function: structural constituent of chromatin; DNA binding; protein heterodimerization activity. Lineage: Eukaryota; Fungi; Ascomycota; Eurotiomycetes; Eurotiales; Aspergillaceae. The transcript is spliced from 3 exons. Gene Ontology annotation, cellular component: nucleosome.
AUGGCACGAACCAAGCAGACUGCUCAAAACCACCAGGGGCAAGGCCCCAAGGAAAGGCCUCGCGGAGCUGUGGCCCUCAAGAAGAUUCGACAGUACCAGAAAGGCUCACAACUACUCCUCCGGAAGCUGCCAUUCGGCCGGUUGGUCAAGGAGAUAUCGAAACGCAUCCGCGCGAAUAUGAGAUGGCAGGCGUCGGCAAUUGAAGCUCUGCAAGAGGCUUGUGAGGCAAUGCUGGUGACAGAAUUUGAGCUGACAAACCUGGCCGCCAUCCAUGCACGGCGUGUCACCAUACAAUUGCGGGAUAUGAAGUUCAUCCAGCAGAUCCGCUUAAUUAUGACCGGUUCUAAGAUUCCAGGCGGUCGUGCGGGUUGA